This is a messenger RNA of Oryza brachyantha (malo sina), 1999 nucleotides long. Its product is annotated as serine/threonine-protein kinase STY13-like. Lineage: Eukaryota; Viridiplantae; Streptophyta; Magnoliopsida; Poales; Poaceae. Gene Ontology annotation, molecular function: protein kinase activity; ATP binding. Bases 392 to 1645 code for a protein of 417 amino acids. Gene Ontology annotation, biological process: protein phosphorylation. The record is from RefSeq and is a predicted model, not a curated record. The transcript is spliced from 3 exons.
GCUCUUUUUCUUUCCGCGAAGCGAACCCUCCUCGCAGCUCCUCCACUCUCCAUCUCUCCUCGCAGCUCGGCGGAGAGCCGGGGGCACCGCGAGCCUUCUCCCCGCGCUCGCCUCCUCCAGCUCGCUCGCUCGCUUGCCCGGCCGUCCGGCGAGCAGGCGCGGCGGCCUCUCCAUCGUCCCCCCGCCCCUAGACUUCUCUCCUGUCUCCCUCGCGAGCGAGCACGGCCGGAGCGUCGGCGACCAGGUUCGGCGACGCGGCAGCGGCAGGGCGUCAUCAUUCCACCGGCUUCCUCCCUUCUCGAAUUGGAGGUAAUUGCCCUCUGGGGAACUGUGUGAGGGCACAAGGAAUUGUGGAGCGGCUCUUGAAGCUGAGGUUUUGUUUUGCUGGAGGAUGGCGGAAGGUGCUAAAUUCCAUGGGCUCGUUGGCGCCAUGGGCGUGCAUGAUGUUGGUGGGAACUUUUGUGAAAUGGGGUACUACCAGAAGCUAGGGGAGGACUCCAACAUGUCGGUUGAUAGCCUUAACAGCAUGCAGACAAGCAUGCAUGGUGGUUCGGUUGCAAUGUCCGUGGACAACAGCAGUGUUGCAUCUAGUGAUUCUCGUACCGCGAUGCUUAAUCACCCUGGCCUCAGGGGUCCAGUCAUUGUGUCUAGUUAUUCUGUUGGGAACAGCAUUUUCCGUCCUGGCCGGGUGUCGCAUGCCUUAAGUGAGGAUGCAUUGGCACAGGCUUUAAUGGACUCUAGGUUUCCCACUGAGACACUCAAGGAUUACGAUGAUUGGACCAUUGAUUUGGGGAAGCUGCACUUAGGAAUGCCAUUUGCACAAGGUGCCUUUGGGAAGCUCUAUAGAGGAACCUAUAAUGGAGGCGACGUUGCAAUUAAGCUUUUGGAGAGGCCAGAGGCUGACCCUGAGAAAGCUCGGUUGUUGGAGCAGCAAUUUGUGCAAGAAGUUAUGAUGCUUGCAACUUUGAGGCACCCAAAUAUUGUCAAGUUUGUUGGUGCCUGCAGGAAGCCAAUGGUUUGGUGUAUUGUGACAGAGUAUGCAAAGGGUGGAUCUGUUAGGAAUUUCUUGAAUAGAAGGCAGAAUAGGUCUGUUCCACUGAAGCUUGCUGUGAAACAAGCAUUAGAUGUUGCACGUGGCAUGGCAUAUGUUCAUGGCCUUGGAUUUAUUCACAGAGAUCUUAAGUCUGACAACUUAUUGAUUUCUGGAGACAAAUCUAUCAAGAUUGCUGACUUUGGGGUGGCUAGGAUUGAAGUGAAGACCGAGGGAAUGACACCUGAAACCGGAACUUACCGCUGGAUGGCUCCUGAGGUGAUCCAGCACAGACCAUAUGACCAAAAAGUUGAUGUCUACAGUUUUGGCAUAGUCCUGUGGGAGCUAGUAACUGGGAACCUGCCUUUUGCGAACAUGACAGCGGUGCAAGCUGCAUUUGCUGUGGUUAACAAGGGCGUCCGUCCAGCCAUACCCCAUGACUGCCUCCCUGCCCUUGCCGAGAUCAUGACCAGAUGCUGGGAUGCAAAUCCUGAUGCCCGCCCUCCAUUCACUGAGGUUGUCAGGAUGCUGGAGCAAGUGGAGAUGGAGGUCAUUAACACUGUCCGGAAGGCCCGCUUCCGGUGUUGCAUCUCCCAGCCAAUGACCCUAGACUGAGAGCCAGGAUCCAGGGUGGAAAAGGCGGCCUCAAGAAAAGUUAAAUCCUGUGUACCUAUCAUAUUAAUAGGUCUGUUCUGCAGAAGCUGAAAGCCCAAGCUGAGUGUACAUGUAUACUCGGCAGCCGUGCGUUCUCUUCGUUUACCCUAGACAAUACCUAGUACCUACUAUCAGACUGGAAUGUAUUAGCGGUAGCUUUUUAUCCUUGACAAAAACAUCAUGCAGGGCACUUGUUGUAACAACUGCAUGUUCCUGCUGUCUGUUAUCUGUUGUAAUCAUCCUGCUGGAACAUGUGCAAGGCUGCAAGGCUUGAUGCUUAAUAGUAUAUAGCAUGUAUAAUUACCUGGCAUGUGU